Molecule: messenger RNA, 1612 nt
Organism: Spathaspora passalidarum NRRL Y-27907
Lineage: Eukaryota; Fungi; Ascomycota; Pichiomycetes; Serinales; Debaryomycetaceae
Gene: KCH1
Product: Kch1p
Exons: 1
Coding region: 118-1551 (477 amino acids)
Biological process (GO): potassium ion transmembrane transport
Cellular component (GO): plasma membrane
Molecular function (GO): potassium ion transmembrane transporter activity
Source: RefSeq, a predicted model, not a curated record
AUAGCUAAAUGGAUCUUUACCGGGUGUAUCAUAUUCCAAUUUUGUCUCUUGGUCUACCAUUGGAUUUGGGGGAUACACAUUUACAGAACCAAGAAUAUCGCUCUUGUCUAUUUGAACAUGAUUGCCAAGAGAUUGUAUCUGAUUAAAUCAUACAACCAUUUUUGUUUAUUUAAUGAUAUCGAUGAAGGGUCAUUCUUUGAUUGGUCGUGCUUCUUGGUUUACAACGAAUUGGAUAAUGCGUUACAACUCCUUGUUGCCGACACGCCAAGACAAGUUAUUAAUAUUAUGACAUUGAGAUUUUAUGCUACUGGAGGCGAAUCAAAUAAUAACAUUCUUGCCAAUAUUCGAUGGAUAGCAGAAACAAAUUUGAGACUUUCUAUUAUCUUGGGAUUCAUGUGCUUAUCCCUUUUCAUUUAUGCUAUAUUCAUGAUAAAAUUUGUAUUUGCCAUGGCAAUGUACAUUCCGAUCAGAUGUUCUUUAAAGGGCAAUGAACAACACACUAUAAAGAGUUACUGCUGUAACAUUGUUAAUAAGCAUGUGGCCAAGGCUGUCAGACAACACCAUAAACCAAAGCAUGAACUUUUGAAGAAGUUCUCUGAGGAUAAACUCGGCGAUUUACCAUUAUUUCCAAGACCAGAUCAAACUUAUAACGAUAUUAAGAAGGAUCCAAUUAUUGUACGUUCUGAAACUGCCGAUUCUAUACCGUUAACUAAUCUUAAGCCAUACACCAGGAAACCACCUCCAAUUAGAAACUAUUCCAGUUCCAAUAGCUCAUACACCAUGUCUAAGUCUCUGUCGGGUACUUCUGACGCACCUACAGUGCUUCCAUUCCCAUUGAAGAAAGAGUCAUUAUCAAACCUCAGAGAAGGUAAUGAAUCAUAUAAUUCACUGAAUACUUUAGCUCAAGAAAUGUAUAGAGAACCAGAGCAAAUGUAUUCAACAUUACAACAGCAACAACCUCAACCUUCUCGAAUAGAUUUAUUACGCAGAUCCAUGAGCCAACACCAAUAUUUACCUCACUCUAACUCCCAAGAUCAAAUUUACGACCGUGACAGAUCAAAUCAAAUAUAUGGCCAACAACAUAAUAAUUCUUACUCAAGUCUUACCAGGACAUUGCCGCAAUCGAGCUCACAACAACAACUCUAUAACCGAAGCAAUUCCAACCAUAAUCUCACCUAUAACAACACUUCCCAUCAACAGCUUAACUAUUCAAACUCACCGCAAGAAAUUUACAACAGGAGCAAUUCUAAUCAACAUUUGAUGUAUUCAAAUGACGAUAGAUCCCAGGAGAUUGAUCAGACGUAUCACAACUUAACUAAUCAAGAAAAUCCAUAUGAAAGUUCCUCACAUAGUAGUCUGCACAACCAUUCCCCAGUGUACGAUUAUGAAAAACAACCGGAUCAAUAUACCAACAAUAAUAAUGAUAAUAGAGAAGAAGAAGAAGAAGAAGAAUUUAACUUCCCUGUCAGGAACUUUGAGCAGGAAAAAUCCUCGUCAGAGUCGCUCCCGUAUCCUGUUAGAGGAGUUUCUACAUUUUUUGAAGACAAGUAAAUAACAAUCCAUAUAGAUAUAGAUGAGGCACUAUUUAUAUGCAUAUAACGUAAAUCAGUUU